This is a messenger RNA of Blepharisma stoltei, 12874 nucleotides long. Lineage: Eukaryota; Ciliophora; Heterotrichea; Heterotrichida; Blepharismidae. The record is from the annotation of a GenBank genome assembly.
AUGAACCAAGGCUGCAACUUUGAUGGAGGUGACUGUGAAUAUUAUUGCACUUACACCCUAGGCUGUACUUUAAAAAGUAAUGGGGUGUGCGAUUCUUCAUGUGAUUUGGCUUACUGUGGAUAUGACCAUGGAGAUUGUGGAUACUGCUCAGAUGGCUGCAGUUUAGAAUUUCUUCAAGAUACAGCAUGCCAUCAAGAAUGCAGUAAUUCUUUAUGCAAUUUUAACAAUUAUGAAUGUGUAAAUUUUAUAUAGGAAUGCAAUCCAGGAUGCCAGUAUUCAAUGCUCGGAAACGGUGUAUGCGAUUGAACCUGCAUGAACUAUUAUUGCCAAUAUGACGGAGGAGAUUGCUGAGACUCUUCGUGUAGCUCUGGAUGCACUGGAUAUUUAUUGACAAAUUAUUAUUGUGAUCCUGAGUGCAAUACACCGAGUUGCUUUUAUGAUAAUGGAGAUUGUUUAUGUGCUGCUGGAUGCUAUCCAGAUUUGCUAGAAAAUGGAAUAUGCGAUCCUGUCUGUUCAACAGCGCCAUGCAAUUUUGAUAAUUAUUUAUGUAUACAUUAAAAUGGCAUCAGAAGAUUAAUGGAACUUUAUGGAAGAUGAAUAUCUCCAACGCGGUGCUAAGCGUUGAGUCCUGUGCAUUGAGUUUUCAUCUUUGUCGACAUAUGUCCAGAAAAUCGAUUUUUUGGAAUUAUAGAAUGUUUAGCAAGUGGCAUGGUACCCUAUGUCUCUGAAGCUCAGAUAGCAAGUACAACCACUUGUUCAUGAGGAUCAGCACAUAGAAAAUCGUGUAUAACUGGCAAGCAAGUAAUGGGGCAUUAUAUGGAGGUAAGUAGUAACCUCGGCCUGCCAGAACUUCUCUAUAAGUGACAUAAGUUAAGUUAAGUAAUUAUUUAUGUGGAGAUUGCGCAACUGACUGCUUCAAUGAUAUGAUAAACAAUGGAUUUUGUGAUAGUGAGUGUUAUAAUGAAGGCUGUGGAUAUGACGGAAAUGAUUGCCCAACUUGCGCUUCAGGAUGUUUUAAUUCAGAUCUUGGACUAUGCAAGCCAGAGUGUUUAGUUUUGGAUUGCGAUUUUGACCUUAACUGUAUAGAGCCCAAUAUUAUUCAAUCAUCAUUUUAUGCCCAAAUUGCUGCACACGAUUGAAAUUAUCCUGUGAAUACUCCUAAUUCUUGUUAUGCAAAGCAUGGCUGCAGCUUAAAUUAUAAUAAUUUUGAUUGGCAUUGUCAAGAUGCAUGCAGCAACGCUGACUGCUUCUUUGAUUACUUUCAAUGUUGGUCCUAUAGCUGCUAUGAUCUUAAUAACUGUGGAUUUUGUGCUACCUCAAAUUCCAAAAUGUGCGGAUAUUGUUUAAAUAAACAAUUUUAUAAUUACUGUGUUGAUAACUGUCCUAGAUAUUAUAUAAUAGGUUUCUAUUUUUACUAUAAGGCUUUAAAACUUUUAAGAUAUUAGAUUUUCAUGAAAAAAUUAACAGAAAAGUAAAGCAAAAUUCUGAAUAAAUUAUACACCUUACUAUUACUAUAAAAUGGACGUAGUCAUUUGCGCUCCAGUUUUAGAUGGAUCUACAGAGGAAAUCCCAGAUGAAAGUUUUAUAAGCGCUAAUGACGUAGAGCAAGGGGAUGGCUCAAUUGAUUCCCCAUAUAAUUCUUUAUCUUAUGGGUUGUCACAAUUGGCAUGGAAAUAUUCAGUUGUUUACUUGAUGAGAGGUAUUCAUAACUUAACACAAGUUAUCGAUGAUGAUUACCUUUUGGAAGCUACAGCUUCAAGGCCAUUAUAUAGGACAUCUAAUAAAUUGGUUCAAAUAACUAUAAAGCCAUUAUAUUGUUCAAUUUAUAGCCACCCAGACUGUGUAAAUGAUGAUGAGAGUAUAACGAUUAUAGUAGAUACUCUACCAAUAGCAAUCGAUAUACUGACUAAUGUUACAUUUGAAAAUAUAAUUUUUGAUGGGAGCACAAAGUUUAGUCCUUUUUGCACUGAUUGUGACUAUUGUAAAGCAACUACUAGUGAUGAUGGAGUAAUUACUGAUGAUCAUGGAAAUACUCUGGAUUCAAAUUCUUAUGUGCCUCAAUCCACUUGUGAUGAAUUCCAUAAUACAAAUUUCUUUGAAAUUGGUUCUAAUGGAAUUUUAUAUUUAAAUGUAUUUUUUAUUUAGAAUGUGGAAAUUAAUAAUUUUAGGCAACAAUACAAUUCAAUAGUUACUCUUAAAGGUGGAAUAUUGGAUAUGAGCUUGGUGAGCUUUUACAAUAUAAUGAGCAAACCUAAUAGUGGAGUUAUUGUAUCUAAUGCUUGCAGCUCAGAUUAUUGUGGAGAAUUACAUUUUAUUAAUAGCUCAGUAUCUUUACUGAAUAAUGGUUAUGAAGUCAAUAUAUAAUUAUAAUGGUAUGACGAAUUAGUAGAGUUUCUUUAUUCGUGUAGUCGAUGUCUUAGCAGAGGAUAAGUCGGAAGUGAGAAAGGCAGCUGAUGUGCGCACCCGACUAUUUUUUCUAGCACAGAUGGAGCAGAAAUGCUAGGGGUAUCCCAUCAGUUUCAGAGGAUGUUUCCUCUCCAAUAAGAAUUACCCAGCGAUACCAAUUGUGUCUUGGACUUUGAGUUUCCAUUUUGACCAAAAAUCGAUCAGAAAAUUCGAACUUUUUGAAUUUUCAAUAGAAGGCAAAAAAAAAUUGGUGGCCGGUACGGCAAUACAAACUUUCCAACUUUCGGAGGCUCUCAGCCGGAAGGAGUAACAUAGUGAAAGGUUGUGGCAUCAGAGCUAGUGAGCAAGUAGUGGAGCAUUAUGGGAGUAAAAAGUUGUUUCAGCUGGGCUUUUCUAUAAUGCUAAUAAAAGUAAAAUAACUAUGAAGUUAAUGACGCAGUUGAUUUGGCUGGAUUUAUGGUUCUAAAUUGUUAUAUUGCUAGUUAUUAAAUUAUAAGAAAAGAUCUCUAUCCGGUAGCCUUUAGGCUCUUAUUUCAUUUCCUAAUACUUCCUCGCCGGCUCACGUUCCAUGGCAUAAGAGGAUUCGCCCUUUCAGAGCUCCUGCACUUACUACUGAUAGUCAAAAGAUUUGCAUUACCUGCCGCGCUUGAAUUUUUGGUCAGCUGUAGGCAAAAUGGAACUCAAGCACACCUUGUAUCGCGCUGGAAUCAUUCCGAUUGGCCAAUGACGUCCUUUGGCAUUGCAGUAAGAUUCCUUUCUAAUUUUGUGUUCCCUUUCCUUGUGAACAAAAAAACUUGCCCCUAGAUUGAACUUUAGCUGAUCAGAUUAGCAUUGCUGCUCCGCCUUUCCAGUAAAACCUAUCCGGAUGCACACAUCGAGCGGCUAACCCUGAUUAGCAAGACUAAGGAGUUAAAAGGGUGAUUUGCUCGCCAAGUUAUUUUAAUUUAUGGUUCUCUAACCAAAUCAAAUAUGUUAAAUUUGAAGAUAUUACAAUUGAGUAUAAUUUAGUAAAUAGCAUUGAUCCAGAAUCUUCAACAAAAGCAAUGUUUACUUUCAAUGAAAUUUUGAAUUUAACGGUUUUAAAUUCAGUUUUUCAAUACAACUUUAAUUAUGAUGCAUUAUUCUUUAUAAAUCAAUAUAAGCUGGACAUGCCACUUGAAAUUGAUGAUAAUAAAAAGUUGGUAUAUGAAAAUUUGAUAAAUAUUUGGAUAGAAAAUGCACUUUUUCAAAACAAUAGCGCUAUUACAUCGUCAACUUUUAUAAUUCAGUUUAAUAGAGACCUUCAGAAUAUCUUGAUAAAUAACUGCACUUUUCUUAAUAAUUAUUCAGAAGAUGAUGGUAUCAUUGACAUUUCAUACAAAGGGAAGCUAAUCCAAGAGUACAUCAGUGGGGAUUCAAGAGUUACAACAUUGGAUUCAGGCCAAAAAAUAAAAGCUGAUUUUCCUGCUAAAAGCAUAACACUUAAGAACUUGAAUUUCACAAAAAAUACAUUUGGAGGAUCAGGUAUCUCUUUGUCGAAUUUACCAAAUCUUUAUAUUUUAAACUCAACUUGAAAUGGAAAUGGAGACAAUUUAAACGAAGAUGCCAACACUGUGACUAUUAAUUAUAUGAAAAGCUUAGGCUAUCUCUAUAUAAACUCAUCAGUAGUAUCGGCUUUGCCAAGUUGCAAAUCAGUCAUUUCAACAACAAGCAUAAAUAAUUUUAUUUUUCACUGCAACACGAUCUCUCAAAAUUACUGUACUCAAAAUAAUGCAGGACUAGCUUUAACAAACUGUUUAAAUCAAACUAUUCUACGAAAUUCUGUAUUUUCUGAUAAUAAGUCAAGUGGAAAUAGCAUUGCUUUGGCUGCAACUAUGUCCUCAGCACUUGUUUUGAAGAACUUGACAUUUAAAAAUAACUAUUUUUAUAAUGGUGUUGGGAGCUCAGUCGUAACAUUGAGCUCUUCUACAUCUGCAAGUAAUUUUACACUCAUUAACUGUAAUUUCAUAGGUGGAGAAACGCCUAUAUCUGCUAGUUCUGUCCAAAUUUUUGCAUGAGAAAACAGCAUCGUCGAAUCAUUGUCAAGCUCUUUUUAUAGUGCCUUGGUUUUUUCAGGUAGAGAUGGGAUAAAAUCAAAGAUAUUAUUGAAAAAUUGCACAAUAAAAAAUAAUAAUCCCAAACUUGGCCAUAUCUCUAUUUCAUCAUUAGCAAGCCAAUCAUAUGUGUUAUUAACUAUGAGUAAUAUGACUUUUUCAAACAAUGGUGGAGGCCAAAAUAUUAUUUUUAUUGAUAAAUCAGUUAAUCUUGACUCUCCAAGCCAAAUAUCAUAUUCAAACUUUACCAAUAAUAAAAUGACUUCAGUGUACGCUAGACAUUUAUCAGGAACCCUUUUGGUAUUUUCAUGUGUUUUUGAUUCAAACUCAGCUAGUUAUGCCGUAGUUUUGAAUUUAGAUCAUUCUGUCCCUGCUGAAACACAUUUAUCUGAGUCCUCAAUAACUUCUAACAGAGGAAGUAAUAUUUUGUAUAUAAACGGAAACACUGCUAUUAGCCAAUUGACUACUCUAAAUCUAUAUGUUUUUAAUAACACUGGCAAUGCAGUUUUUAUUGCUAAAGGGCAUUGGACUGAUCAAUAUUCAAAUUUUUAUCAAAAUUCAGCUUCACAAGGAGGAUCAGCAAUAAUUAAAGAUGAAUCGGUAGUCAAUUUAGAAGGGGCCGUUUUUAAGAAUAAUUCUGCGACUUCUGAUGGAGGAGCUAUUUAUAUUUCAGGGGCCUCAAAUAUAACAUGCAAUAACUGCACAAUUGUUAAAAAUACUUCAAAACAUAAUGGCGGAGGACUUGCAGUCGACCAAAGCUCUAUUUUUAUUUUUAACAAUUCAGUUUUUUCUGAGAACAAAUGUGAUAUGAGAGGUUCAGCCAUUUCUAUUCUUGGCUCAGAAUCUUCAUACUCCUAUCUUAUAAAUACAGAAAUAUCAUACAAUAUCGCAGGAUCUAUGGCUGCUAUUUCAUCAGACAGCGGAUUGUUUUCUCUUCAAAGCUGCUCACCCCUUCUCAAGAAUUAGCAAAAUAUAAAGAAAAAAAUAGUUUUAAUAUCUGUGCAUGAUAAAAUUAAUUAUUUUUAAUAAAUAAUAGGUUGUGCACGAUAUUUAAUAUUUAAUUAAUUUUUAUAUCAAUUUAAAUUCUGUUUGUAUUUUAACAAUGGCAUUUUAAAACAAGAAAAUCAAUAUAAAAAUUACUAUAAAAUUUAUAUAAAUUAAGUAAGCCUUUGCACUCAUAAAAUUUUUUCUUGUUCUAAAAGGGGUUCAUUCUUAGUCUUAGCCUUAGUUAGCCUACUCCCCCAAUCCGUAAUAGAAAAAAAAAUUUGUUCUCUAGCUAAUGGGCUAAUUUUUUUUUUUUAAAAAAUUUUAUAUAAAUUUUAUAUUAAAAAUUCUUUCUUAAAAAAAUUCCAAUUUGCAAAAUAAUUGGAAAGCAAAUAUUAUUUUAAUUUGUAAAAUUUAUGUUUUAAAAUGCUAGCUAUUUAAAAUUAAAUAGAAUUUACUAAAGAUUUCAUUAUAAUAAUUAUAACUUAUAUAUCAUUUUUUUCUUGAAAAUUUUUAUUUUGUUUUCGUUUACGGAAUGUGAUUUUUACCCGAAAAAUAAGGAUCUUCCGAUGAUUUUGUUCGCUCAUGGAGCGAGUUAGUGUUUAACGUGCUGAUUUCUCUAGCAAUACGACUAGGCCGCAGCCCACUCUUUUAAUUCCUAAGUGAUGAUGCUACCCACAUCCGACAUCACAUCAUAUUUCAGAAAGACUCGGCAAUCCAAAAUAAGCUUUAUCUCCACCUGAUCAGAAAAUCCUAUGGUGCUCGAUGCACUCGCUAUGAUAUACCUCCUCAGGUGUGGUUAUAAGACAACUUAAAGCCUCUUAUGCACUUGGAGAAGUUCCAAAGUUAAACCGCUAUACUGUGCAGAAGUUCUUCAGGAAAAAAACCCAACCCAUAAAUAAAAUUCCAUGAGGGAUAGAAAACUAUCAGAGCUAAUUUCUCCCUAACCAUAUACCAUUUUAUUAAUAAAGGGGUUGAUUAGUCUUUAAUAAUACAGGUGCUACAAAUUCUGGAAUUUUUAUGAUUUAUUCUACAUGCAACAUUUCUGACUCAUCCUUUUCGAACCAUACAGGAACUAGUGGAAGUGAUCUCUAUAUAAAUAUCGAUUCAAGUUUGUUUGUAUACAACACAAAUUUUAAAAAUUCUAUUUCGACUAGCUCAGGAGGCAGCAUCUCAGUAGCAGAUAGUUCAUUAUCCUGUGAAAAAUGCAAUUUCUUAAAUGCAAAAGCUCCUACAGGAGCAGUACUCCAAUGCACUUCAGGAAGCAGAUGCAAACUGAUUAGUUCUUCUAUUUUAAGCAGCUCUGCAUCCAGUACAGGAGGAGUAAUUUAUAUAUAUGACAGCACUCUGAGUGCUAAUAAAACAACUUUUAAAGAAUAUAUCAGUUCUGCAAUUGAAGCAAGCAAAUCUAAAUUAAUAGAGAUACUUGAUUCAGAAUUUAAAAGUGGCAUUAAUGAUAAUGGGGCAGCUCUCAAUUGCAUAGAUUGCAUAAAUGUUACUAUUAUUGGAACUGAGUUUAAAAAUCUUAUAUCGUCUGCUGGUGGAGCUAUAAAAUUUGAUCACACUACAGUUACUGCAUCAAAUUUUAUAGCAAAUAUUGAGAACUCGAUUUUUGAAAAUUGUGCAUCUCUAUAUGGAUAAUAAUAAAAUGGCUUCGGAAAGAGGAGAAUUCCUUCCAUGAAUUAAUCUUAACUCCCCCCCCCCUCCGUGAGCGAACAAAAAAAUUUUGUUCGCUCACGGAGGGGGGUUAAUUUUUUUUUUUUAAAAAAAAAUUUAUAUAUAAAUUUUAUAAAAAAUAUUUUUUUCGAAAUUUAAAAAAAUCCUAAUUUGCAAAAAUUGGGAAGCAAAUAUUAAUUUAAUUUGCAAAAUUUAUGUUUUAAAACGCAAUUUGUUUAAAAUUAAACAGAAUUAGCUCUAGAUUUCAUUAUAUACUAAUUAUCACUUAUAUAUCAAAAAUUUUUUUCCAUUAAAAUUUUUUCUAUUAAAAAAAUUUUUGUUCACUCACGGAGGGUGGGUUUUUGGUCAAAAAAUGGCGAUUUUUCUAAUGGUUUUGUUCGCUCACGGAGGGGGGGGGGGAGUAAGCAAGUUUUAUUAUUAUGGGGUUGGGUUUUUACACAUGCACUUCUGCCUGAUAGGAAAGAAAUGGCGAAGGUUUUCUUACUUUGCAUUCUACAGAAUAAUGCUUUAAAUCUUUCAAAUACCAGAUAAAGGGAGAACCCUCAGCCGAACAGACGCUGAAGGAAAGUCAGAUAGAGCCGGCAAUGCACCAAGCCGCAAGUGGUCCCGACACUUCUGGGCUGCUAAAUGGCUCCACGGAAGCAAAAAGGAGCUACUUUGUCGACAGGCUGCGCAUACAAUCGGAGUGAGCGAUAAAGCCGAGGAAAAAAGGGGAGUCUUUGCACUAAGCGUUUGACCCAGCUAGAGGUAAAAAUUAAUCAAUCUAAGUCUAAGUGCAUCUCUAUAUGGAGGAUCUAUUUAUUCAAAUAAUAUAAAUAUCGGAAUUAAAAACAGUAUUUUUAGAAACAAUUCAGCAACUAAUUUAGAAUCUAAUAGUUCUUGCACAGAUGGAGAAGGCGGAGCUUUAUAUUUGACAUCCACAGUUCAAAUUAGUGUCUCUAUCAAAAAUUCAGAUUUUAUAGAUAAUAGUGCAUGCUUGAGUGGUGGCGCUGUACAAUGAUACUUGUCACAACCAACGAUUUCUAAUUUAUCAUUUUCAAAUAACUCAGCUUUAUAUGGAGAUGAUUUAGCCUCAUUUCCUCUUAGUUUGCUAGUUUUAAGCUAUAAAAGAAGACUUGAAGUGCAGGUGCCAUCUGCUCCAGGGCAAUAUUUAUCAAGCCCAUUAAUUGUUGGAAUUACUGAUCACUACAAUCAAACAGUUCUCACUGAAAAUACAAGCACUUGCCAAUUGGAAGUCACAGAUAGCUCGAACUAUUCAUUGUCAGGAAAAACUAAGGUUCAAGCAUCAUCAGGAGUUUAUAAUUUUAGUGAAGUUAUUGUGAGUGGGGAGCCUGGAAGUAAAGUAGGGUUUACUCUUUCUUCAUCAAUAAUUUCUAGUGAUUCCUUACUCUCUCCUCUCUGUAGGCGAAAAAAAAAAUUCUGAUGGAGGGGAUAAUUUUUUUUUUUAAAUUUAUAAAUAAAUAUUUUAUAGUAUUUUUUUUAAAGCAAUAUAUUAAUUUAAUUUGUAAAAUUUUUCUUAAACAGAAUCAGCUAGAGAUUUCAUUAUAAUAACUAUUAUUUAUAUAUCAAAAUAUUUUUCAUAAAAUUUUUAUAUUAAAAAAUUAUUCAUUUAAGAAGGGUAGAUUUUACACAAAAACUAGAGAGUUUACCAAUGGUUUUGUUUGUUCACAGAGCGGAAGAGUUAGGUUUAUCUUCUGAAUCACUUGAAUUUGAGCUUAGAGAUUGUGAAGUCGGCGAAGCUUUGCUAGCUAAGACUUGCCAAGUCUGUGAUUCUGGAACUUAUAAUCUCAAUGCUGGUGAUUCUUGUAAAGAUUGCCCAACUUCUGCUAAAUGCUAUGGGAAAAAUAAUAUUUAUCCCAAAGCAGGCUAUUGAAGAGUAAGCAACUUGACCGACAAUUUUUUGGCAUGCCCAAAUUCUCAUGCAUGCUUAGGAGGAAUUGAUUCUAACAAUUCAGUGGGAACCUGCAAAAAAGGCUAUCAAGGGAAUUUAUGCCAGUCCUGCGAAGAAGGGUAUUCACGAAAUGGAGAAGACACUUGCUCUAAGUGCCCAAAUCCAGUCACAAAUAGCUUAAUAUUAGUAGGGAUGAUAACCCUUGCUUUAUUUAUUGUCCUUAUUAUGACGAGGUCAUCUAUUAAAUCAGCAUAUAAACCGAAAUCGCUUACAUCAGUUUAUAUCAAAAUUUUUAUGAAUUAUUUACAACUUGUAGUUGUUACAGCUUCUUUCAAUUUAAAUUGACCUCAGCUUGUUCUUCAGGUAUUUUCGAUUCAAAAUACUGCGGGAAGCAUGACUGACCAAAUAUUUUCAGUUGAUUGCUAUUUGCAAGGACAAAAAUCAAAGCCAUUUUUUUCAAAAUUGAUAUUUAUGGCUGUUCUCCCUAUGAUUUUGGCAUUUUUGACUAUGAUGUUUUGGGUUGGGUAUUAUCUUUUUGUUUUAGAAACAAAAUACCUUAAAAAUAAAUUUUUAGGCUCUUUAGUAGUUCAGCUAUUUUUAAUACAGCCUUCACUUGUGAAAUACAAUUUUUCAAAUUUUAACUGUAUGGAAAUAGAGUCUGGAUCUUAUUACCUUAGAUCUGACUUAGACAUUAAAUGUUGGGAUGCUGAGCAUAUUACUUAUUCUUUGACUGUUGCUCUUCCAAGUAUUAUAAUUUGAUGCAUAGCGGUACCAACUUUAUGCUUACCCUCCCUUCCGUGAGAGGACAAACCAUUAGAAAAAUCCCUAGGGUAAAAACCGCUCUCCAAUAGCGAAAACAAAAUUUUUUAAUAUAAAAGCGCUUUAUAAAAAAAAAUUAAUAUAAUAGUAAUAAUUAUUAUAAUAGCAAUUCUGCUAUGUUUUAAGCAGCUUCAUUUUAAACAUAAAUUUUAAAAAUUAAAUAAUAUUAGUUUGCAAUAUUUUUAAAAUUCAAAAAAUCAACUCCCUCCUUCAGUGACAAUUUUUUUUCACACACAGAGAUUGGGAGUUAUGAUCUAUACAUAAGCAUAGAGAACAGUUAAAUACUAUAGAAUUAAAACUUCAAUUUGGCUUUUUAUAUCUUGGCUUCAAAGAUAAAACUUAUUAUUGGGAAUUUACAAUUCUCUAUAGAAAAAUUCUAAUUAUUUGCUGCGCAGUUUUUCUUGGCUCUACGUCAACACGAAUUCAAGCAUUAACUGUUUUCUUUUUGCUGCUUUUUUGCUUUUUCCUACAUCGCAAAAUUGAACCUUAUUGUACAAAUCAGCUCAAUUCAUUGGAAACUAAAUCAAUUCUUGUAUCUGGACUGACUAUUUAUAGUGGUUUAUACUAUUUGACAGAUGAUUUAAUCUACCCAGCAAGGAUUCUUCUAUUUAUAAUAAUUGUAUCAGCGAACUUGUUUUUCUUAGCCCAUUGAAUUUCGAGCAUGACUGGAGUAGGGAUCUCUAUUUUGUACUCAAAAAUCAAAUUUCUGAGAAGAAUGAUGCAUGGAACAAGAAUCGAAAAAUGGAUUCAGAGUAUUUCUCCUAUCAAUAUUAGCGACCAAGAAACAGACUUCGAUAAAAAUUCGAUUACUAAAGAAAUUCAAAAUAUUUCGAUGAAUUCUAUUAUUACCUAUAGUACCCCCUCGUUUGUCGCAUUUUCUAGUUUUUUUUUAUAAGAGAAAAAAAAAUUUUCAGGACCUCAUUUGUCGCAUUUUCUAUUUUUUUUUUAAGCCAAAAAAAAAUCGGUUCAGGACCUCGCUUGUCGCAUUUUCUAGUUUUUUUUUUCUCUCUAUAAAUUCCUAAAAAUUAAAAUUCGUCAAGGGAUCAGUUAGUGAAAAUUUCAUCAUUUCUUCCUUCAAAAUCCUUGCUCCCAUUCCUCAAUCCCCACAGCUUGCUUCCCAUUACCUGCUCCCAUUGCUUAAGCCUCACCACUUGCCAUUCACCAUUCUUAUUCCCCUAUCUUCAUGCCUAUUUCCUUAUUUGAUAGCUUAAUUUCUAGUCUUCCAUAUUAAUUAAUGGAGUUGCGCGAAAUUGAGGACCAGCCGAUAAAAAUCCCGGCAAUGAUUCAAAGCAUGGCCUAUGGAGAGAGGCUCAAUGCAAAGCAGAUCCAAGAGCGUCUUGCUGCUUGUGGCAAGGACAUGAGCCUGACGACGAUCAGGCACUACACCAACAAGUUCAAUCCUGAAGAGCACACUUUAGAGCUCAGGCGGAAGCUUGUGGACCAUGGACUAUCGCCUCCUCCUAAGAAAAUGGAAUGAUGGAGAGAGCAUAGUCAAGAGGAUCAUUGACGUAGGUUUCUUUAAAAACGAAGAACUUGCGACAAUCUUGGGGACUUCUAAACGGACUAUUGAGCGAAUUGCUGCAGAGAAUACUGAGAGUGAAUCUGACGAAGCGGCUGGAAGAGAAGAGGCACUAUCCAGAUCUCCCCUAAAGCAUUGAAGUGAUGAAGACUUUGCUGAGGUCAUUAAAGGAAUGUGAGAAGGAUACAGGCUUUGUCAGCAAGGCAAGUUUUGAGGGCCCAAUUCAAAAGAAAGACAGUUGACAUCAGCGAAGAACAGCUAGGAAAAGAGCUGAAGAAGAGGGGAUAUGUCUAUAGGAAGAAGAGGGGUUGUUCUACAGCUAACUGAAGCUCAUAAAGAGCAGAGAAUGUCCUGGUGAUUGACUCAGAUAUCGCUUCAUGGAUCUUCAGUGAUGAGUGCUAUGUGCAUCUCUUUCGUAACUCUAAUUUGUCGUGGUGCAAAGAAGGGAUAAACGCAACGAUUGAAGAGCCUAUCAAUUGAAAAACCUCAAUUAUGAUCUGGGGAGGAAUUUCUAUCGUUUUUGGCAAAAUGCUCUUCAUAAAGAAGGAGAAGUAUGCAAUCAAUGCCCAAAUCUAUAUCAGAGACAUUCUCCAGGGCUAUAUUGAGCCUUUAGAUGGAGACUACACCUUCGUUCAGGAUGGGGCAACAGCCCAUACUGCAAGGCAGACUAUGGAAUAUUGCAGAGAAAAACGGGAUUGAUGUGAAGACUCAAUCGCCGAAGAGCCCAGAUCUCAAUCCAAUUGAGAUGAUCUGGGCCAAUUUGAAGAGGAAAGUGGAGAAAAGAAGGCCUGACAGCAAAGCCAGACUAAUUGCUGCCAUUCAGGAGUCAUAGGACGAAAUUUCUUUUGAGGAAGUGCAAAAUUCCAUUCUUAAGGUGAAAAAUGAAAGAGCAAGCAGGCCAUUGAAGCGCAAGGAGAAUGGAGUUAAUAAGCUAGCUAAUUUAAUCUAUUCUCUAAAAAGGGGAGAGUAAACUGGGAAGGACUGGGAAGGACUGGGAAGGACUGGGAAGGACUGGGAAGGACUGGGAAGGACUGGGAAGGACUGGGAAGGACUGGGAAGGACUGGGAAGGACUGGGAAGGACUCGGGCCUGCUAACCCUCUGCAGGCAAAUGUAAGGUAAACUCCUCUAUAAUUACUCAAUUAAAUUAAUCAGAAACUAUUUUUUAAAAAAACUAAGAUUUGCGACAUCAAAAAAAAAAUAAAAAAACUAGAAAUUGCGAAAAAUGUAUUUGCACUAGAAAAUGCGACAAAACGAGGGGGGGGGUACUAUAUAACACUGAAGAAGGAGACUCACCAGGACUGAAAAAUUGGAAAAGGUUAAAAUUUAGUGAAAUUACCCAAAGUCCGGAAGUAUCAGUAUUCGAAAUUAAGACAAAUAAUGUGGAGUAUGACCAUAAUCAUGAAAAAGAUAGCAUUUCUAUUUUAAAAGAAGCUGAUGAUACUUCAAUUUUUGAAAAAGUUCCAUAUCCGACUUUAAGGGAGGUAGAUAAUGAAGCAAAAGAAUAA